Messenger RNA from Saxophila tyrrhenica, 1212 nucleotides. RefSeq names its product Chitinase 4 (gene CHT4). The record is from RefSeq and is a predicted model, not a curated record. Gene Ontology annotation, molecular function: chitinase activity; chitin binding. Gene Ontology annotation, cellular component: extracellular region. The transcript has 2 exons. NCBI's taxonomy places the organism in Eukaryota, Fungi, Ascomycota, Dothideomycetes, Mycosphaerellales, Extremaceae. Gene Ontology annotation, biological process: chitin catabolic process; carbohydrate metabolic process. The coding region runs from base 1 to 1212 and encodes 403 amino acids.
AUGCCAGAGCAUACUGGAUACCGGUCGGUGGCCUACUUUGUCAAUUGGGCAAUCUAUGGCCGAAACCACCAACCACAAGAUAUACCUGCGGACAAACUUACUCAUGUCCUCUACGCCUUCGCCAAUGUCCGCCCUGAUUCUGGGGAAGUGUACUUGACGGACAUCUGGUCGGACACUGACAAGCACUACCCCUCGGACUCUUGGAAUGACCACGGCAAUAACGUGUAUGGCUGUGCGAAGCAGCUCUACCUCCUGAAAAAGAAGAACAGGAACAUGAAAGUCAUCCUCAGCAUUGGCGGCUGGACAUACAGCUCGAACUUCCCCGCCCCUGCCAGCACCGACAGCGGUCGCCGUACCUUUGCCCAAAGCUCCGUCCGACUGCUGAAGGACUUAGGCUUCGACGGUCUCGACGUGGAUUGGGAGUAUCCCAAAUCAUCCACUGAAGCCAGCGACUUCGUCAAACUGCUCCAAGCCACCCGCGCCGAACUGGACAGCUACGCGGCGACCUUACAUCACAGACCACACUUCCUACUCACAGUCGCCUGCCCCGCCGGUCCGCAGAACUACGAGAUCAUGCACCUCCGCGACAUGGACAAGUAUCUCGACUUCUGGAAUCUGAUGGCCUACGACUUCGCCGGCUCUUGGGACAGUCACGCCGGCCACCAAGCGAACAUAUAUCCUUCCCGCAGAGACGCCAAAUGCACACCCUUCAGCACCGACCACGCAGUACGACACUACAUCAAACAAGGCAUCCACGUCAGCAAGAUCGUCUUAGGCAUGCCACUCUACGGCCGCGCAUUUCAGAACACCAACGGUCCUGGCAACAGCUUCAGCGGCGUCGGCGAAGGCAGCUGGGAGAACGGCGUCUGGGAUUACAAAGCACUCCCGCGUCCCGGCGCCGAAGUUGUGCAUGACUCGGAUGCGAUCGCGAGUUACUGCUAUGACCGCAAUUCAAAAUCGAUGGUGAGCUACGAUAGUCCGCAAGUUGCGGCAGACAAGGUGCAAUACAUCAAGUCUACUGGCUUGGGCGGUGGGAUGUGGUGGGAGACGAGCGGCGAUAAGCCAAGUAGUGAAGAAGGGAGUCUGAUCAAUAUUGUUGUGCAAGGCCUUGGUGGGUUCGAAGGGCGACAUAUGGAGAGGGCAGAGAACUGUUUGGCGUACCCAGAGAGCAAGUACGACAAUCUGAGGGAGGGGAUGCCCGGGGAGAGAUGA